AUGAACGUCGACACCAUCCAAGACUUCCUCGCAGAACAGCGGGAGAAGACACCCGAUGACCUGCUGCCUCUUGUCCUAGAAUUCGAGUCACUAUGGGAGCGCAAGCUAUGGCACCAGCUCACAAACCAGCUGCUCGAGUUCUUCAACCACCCUGCCAGCGCCCCGCAGCGCCUAGACUUCUACAAGGUCUUCAUCUCCAAGUUUGCCGAUAAGAUCAACCAGCUCAAGCUCGUCGACCUGGCCCUGAAGGCCGCGACACAAUACAACCAGGAGCGCCUUUCCUUCAUGGAGGAGGUCGCCAAGAAGGUCGACCACGAAGACUCGCAGGACGCCCUCGUCUUCGCAACAAUCGCCGUCGCGCGCGUAAAGCUGGACCUGGCCGAUCUCGACGGCGCAAGACAAGACCUGGACCGGGCCGAGCGCAUCCUGGACAGCUUCGACUCGGUCGAGACGAUCGUGCACGCCGCCUUCUACGACGCCAACGCCGACUACUACCAAGCGAAGGCCGACUUUGCCUCGUACUACCGCAACGCCCUGCUCUACCUGGCCUGCAUCGACAUCAAGCAGCUAUCGCCACAAGAGCGGCGCAAGCGCGCCUACGACCUGGCCAUCGCGGCGCUGGUCAGCACAAGCAUCUACAACUUCGGCGAGCUCCUGCUGCACCCGAUCCUCGACGCCCUCUCAGAACGCGAAGAAGAUCAGUGGCUACGCGAGCUCCUCUUUGCCUUCAACCGGGGCGACCUGACGGCGUACGACAUCCUCUCGACCCGCAUGAACUCCGUUCCCAUUCUGCAAGCCCACGCACGACAGCUCCGCGAAAAGAUCUACCUCUCUGCUUUGACAGAGGCCGUCUUCCGGCGCCCGCCGCAUGACCGGGCUAUGACGUUCGCGACGAUCGCCGCCGAGACGAAGGUACGGCCCGACGAGAUCGAGCACCUCAUCAUGAAGGCGCUCAGCCUGGGCCUGCUGCGCGGCACGAUCGACCAGGUGGACGAGGUGGCGCAUAUUAACUGGGUACAGCCCAAGGUGCUGGACAUGAAGCAGAUUGCUAAUAUGCGGGAUCGGCUAAAGGAGUGGGAUGAGAGCGUUAACCAGCUGGGUAACUGGAUCGAGAGAGUGGGGCAGGACUUGUGGGCGGCUUGA
This is a messenger RNA of Thermochaetoides thermophila DSM 1495, 1143 nucleotides long. RefSeq names its product 26S proteasome regulatory subunit rpn9-like protein. Bases 1 to 1143 code for a protein of 380 amino acids. Lineage: Eukaryota; Fungi; Ascomycota; Sordariomycetes; Sordariales; Chaetomiaceae. Gene Ontology annotation, molecular function: structural molecule activity. Gene Ontology annotation, biological process: ubiquitin-dependent protein catabolic process. Gene Ontology annotation, cellular component: nucleus; proteasome regulatory particle, lid subcomplex; cytosol. The transcript is spliced from 2 exons. The record is from RefSeq and is a predicted model, not a curated record.